AUGGCCGAUAGAGGUUUGAGACGUGGUGCGGGCACUCCUUUCUACGCUCCGCCACGACGAAAGACCUCCGCUGAGAUAAUCAGUGAAGCUCGAGCUGCUAUAUUUGAUGAAAUGAACAACAGCUCCGGUGGGUCCAGUGUAGGUGCCUUGCGUCCAUUACGUACGCGUCGCCCGUUCACACCGCGCGAGCCUCAACGAACUCUGUUUACAGACAGAGCACGCAAGCGUGAACAAAGGCCACCUAGUGCUUUUGACCUCAAGUAUUUAAGCCUCUCAGAAGACAGUGAGGAUGUUCCGGAUAAGGCUUCAGAGAUCCGCAUUGUAACUUAUCAAACAGAUUUAAACGGAGGGCAGACAGUAGAAUUGAAACACGGAACAAAGAAUGAUAAUUCGUUCCGUAGUCAAGCGCAAUCGGAGCGUAGUGGGGACGGAGUCACCUGGAGCGGAUCCACUAAAUUACCACGUCUCAGUGGUAAAAGCAAACCACUACACCGACGUAACACAACCGGCCUAUUGUCGGUGGACGGGUCUCCUACAACGUCGAACUUAUCGAAAACUAUAUCAGUGACCAGACCGUUAGAUACAAAUAGUUGCGAUCUCAACACCAGUGGCGUCUCUAAUGAUCAUCAUGGAACUAAAUCACUCGGUACAGAUGGCGGUGUUACCAAGCGGCGAAUAUAUGCGAGCUCGAAGUCGAUGUCUUGCGAUACUGGAACAAGUUUCGUCCUCGGUGAUAUUCCUGUCAAGCAUUUGGCCUUGCAAUUGCCAAAUACGUCCCUCGAUAACUACGAAAGUAUGACCAUAUUAGAAUUGGCCGAAGCAUUGGCAUCGCAACGUGCUUCCGACACCGAGAGAAUUCUGGUCCUUAUGGAACAGCUGCAGAAUAUGUUGGAAAAGACAACGCCUUCUAAUAAUCUACGAGAACUCCUUCUGCGAUGUCUCUACGUCCACAUCGAUAGCGAAGAAGAACGGGUGCUGGUGGCCAUCGCAAGAGCUUUGUUAACGAUGCGAGUGACUGGGAAACAUUUAGCAGCGGCGUGUAAACUGGUCUUCAAAAUCGCCAGAAACGACAAGAAUGACCAUUUCUUCAGAAAUAGCAACUUAUUAGAACUAUUGGUUGAGGGUUGCGGUCGAGCCGAUCCCCUGGCAGAAAGCGAAUGCUGUGUGUACGGAGCUGGUGCGCUUCGUUUCUUGGCGCUGGAACCGCGACUCUGCACGCUCGCGCACCGCGCCGGCGCCUUGCAUUUGGCCGCAUUGCAUCUGAAGAUACUUAAUAACGCGAAAGCGGAAAGACCCAGACAAGUGCAGGAAGAAGCUACGCACGCUCUUUAUCAGUUGACGGGCGCGCUCCGCAAUUUAGCGAGCGGGGGCCCAAAAACAGCGGACGCUUUCGUAUCCAGCGGUGCUCUCGCUGAACUGUUAGCUGCACUACCAUUGAAUACCGAUCGAGAUGUUCUGACCAAUGUGGCGCGAUGUCUCAGUGUGUUAUCGGGCGAGGAUGCGUGCUGCGGGUGGCUCUGUGCGUCGUCGUCGAGUGCGCCAGCUUUGUUGCACGCGCUGGCGGCGUGCGCCCCCCGCGCGGCCCUCGCCGUCAGACUGGCGUACACGUUGGGCAACAUGGCCGCCGCGGAUGAACAGGCUAGGGUAAACAUCUACAACGAAGAUGGUAGCGUAGACGUGUUACUGACUAUACUGGAGUCCUACACAAACCGCAACGAACGUGACACGAAGGACCUAGAUUUGGACCCGGAUCUCCAUUUAGUUGGUUCAGAUGGCUCCAAUGAAGAUGUUUUAAUAAAGACGGUUCGGGUUGUUGCGAACUUAUGCCUGGCAGAGCUGGCAGGGCGGGGAAUAGCCGCUCAUCACGCCGAACGCACUGUGAAAGCACUGCUGUCGUGUUUAGAGGUAGCUGAGAGGCCUACAGAUAAACCGGUGAUCGGCCCAAUUGAAAGAGAGGGAGACGUAUACAUGGAACGUCGUGAAGAAUUGGCCACAGCUGCCCUUGCUACUCUCAACAACAUCACGUUCUAUCUCGAACCAGCGGAACCCCUCGACCCGCUGGAUGAUACUAUUGAGCUGCUUUGUAAAGCUACAUGCCGCUGGCUGCGGAAGGAUAGCGACGGAAUGAACGCGGCUGCGUGCGAGGCUGUACGGACCCUUGGCAACCUAUCACGAUCGACGCGGGCCGCGCAGUGUUUAGUGGUAGAAGGCGCGUUGGAUGCACUCCCGCCUUUUCAGGAACACGAGGAGGGCAGCGUGCGGUACGCGGCGGCGGGCGUGUUGGUGAACGUGUGCGGGUCGGGCGCGGCGGGCGCGGAAGGUGCGCGCGCGGCGGGCGUGGCACUGCGCUGCGCGGCGGCGGCGCGCGACGUGCUGGCGGCGGCGCUGCUCGCGCGCGCGCUGUGGAACGCGCACGCGCACCGCCCGCUCGCGCCCGCGCACGCGCACCUCAUCACCGCGGCACUCGCCGCCUUCCUCGACGAUGACUCAGUUUUCACGGCCUGCGAGGCGUCGCGAGCUGGUGAACGCCGCGCAAGUGAUUCGGAAAUAUCUAAAAGUCAUUUCGUAAAAUUCGACAUAGAAAACAACAAUGGAACGGAUUUCAGUGAAACCCAUCGGGCUGUAGAUGCCAAACCCGCGAUUGCUAAAGCUCUAAGUGUAAGUGAAGAUUUGCACCAUGGGUCUGGCGACGAAGAUUGGGAUCGCACGGGCCAUUCGGGCGAGGAUCUGGGUUUUGAGGAAGGGGAUACUUUAGGCGAGGACGAAUGUGGCUGCGAACCUUGCCGGCGUUUGGCUGCUUGGGACGAGCUAGUGGGAGUGGCGAUACCAUUACUGGAGAAACUACGACCGCCUAAAGCUGACGCUUCUGUUGGAACGGAUUCAUUCUUGUAA
Molecule: messenger RNA, 2892 nt
Organism: Parnassius apollo (apollo)
Lineage: Eukaryota; Metazoa; Arthropoda; Insecta; Lepidoptera; Papilionidae
Source: the annotation of a GenBank genome assembly